Molecule: messenger RNA, 1132 nt
Organism: Tripterygium wilfordii
Lineage: Eukaryota; Viridiplantae; Streptophyta; Magnoliopsida; Celastrales; Celastraceae
Product: phosphoglycerate mutase-like protein 4
Exons: 7
Coding region: 48-941 (297 amino acids)
Cellular component (GO): cytoplasm; cytosol
Molecular function (GO): phosphatase activity
Source: RefSeq, a predicted model, not a curated record
GCACCUGAUUCCAGCGGAAUAUUUCUGAUUGGCAGUUGAAAGCGGAAAUGAGCUCAUUGCGCAGCUGGUGCAUAAAAGAGCAGUUGCGCCUUCCUUGUUGCUCUUCUUCCUGGUCCCUUCCCAGUAACUUCUUGCAUGUAUGCUCCAAAUUUUGUAUUAAGAAGGUAAGACAUAGAGGAGCUCAGAUCUCAAACUCCACUCGUCGCCCAACUCAGCAACUCAAAAUGACUGACUCGUCUUCCUCCAUCGCUGAUUUCGAUUCCAGCUACUACGUCGAUCCAAUGUGUGCUGAGAUUAUUGUGGUACGUCACGGGGAAACCGAGUGGAAUGCUGAUGGAAGAAUUCAGGGGCAUCUGGAUGUUGAAUUGAAUGAAGUUGGGAAGCAGCAAGCAGCCUCGGUGGCUGAUCGGUUAUCCAAGGAGCCUAAGAUAUCUGCUGUAUAUUCUUCUGACUUGAAGCGAGCUCUUGUGACUGCAGAGAUAAUCGCAGCCAGUUGUGGUGGGCUAGAGGUUAUCAAAGAUCCGGAACUGCGGGAAAGACAUUUAGGGGAUCUUCAAGGCCUUGUGUAUCGUGAAGCAGCAAAACUUAGCCCAAAAGCUUACCAGGCCUUUACAUCUCACAAGACAGAUCAAGAUAUCCCAGGUGGUGGAGAAAGUCUCGAUCAACUUUAUCAAAGAUGUACAUCGUCAUUGCAGAGAAUUGCUAGGAAGCACAAAGGAGAGCGAGUUGUCGUGGCCACUCAUGGAGGUGUAAUCAGAGCACUCUACAAGCGGGCUUGCCCGAAUGGAAGACCUCUAGGGAGGGUACUGAAUACAUCUGUCAACAUAUUUCACCUGUUUAAUGGGGACAAAUGGACCAUAAAAACGUGGGGUGAUGUUAGUCAUCUCAAACAAACAGGAUAUCUGGAAUCAGGUUUUGGUGGGAGUGCGACUUCUGGUUAGUUCACAUGAUGUUAGGCACCAUUUUUAGCGAUUCUUGAUCUGAUUUGGCAUCCAGGGGGUCGAGAAUUUCGCGAGCUAUCUCAACAUUGGCUCAAAUUCUGUCUUCAUUAUCGAAAUGAGUAAAUAUGACCAGUACAAAUGGUUCGUGUGAUUGAUGAAUGAUUUGGUUUCGCUAACUUUAUAUUCUCACA